Sporothrix brasiliensis 5110 is the source of this 1167-nucleotide messenger RNA. Its product is annotated as BNR/Asp-box repeat domain protein. NCBI's taxonomy places the organism in Eukaryota, Fungi, Ascomycota, Sordariomycetes, Ophiostomatales, Ophiostomataceae. The record is from RefSeq and is a predicted model, not a curated record. The transcript is spliced from 2 exons. The coding region runs from base 1 to 1167 and encodes 388 amino acids.
AUGUAUCUUUCCGUCAGCGCCGCCUUGCUCUUUGGGAAAUGCGUUGCAGCGUUUCCCUAUUCCUUUGGUACUCAAAACGGCAAUGGGAGUUCGGCAGCCAGCCCGUUUGGCUUCUUUACAAACAACACCAUUUAUCAAACCACGGGCAAAGAAAGUAUUACGUACCCACGCUACACUGAGCUCAAGGAUGGCACCAUCCUUGCAACAUCGUCUCUUUCGGGUCAUUCACCAGCAUACUUCCCCGUUUUCGAAAGCCGCGACGGGGGAGCCACCUGGAAAUGGUUGUCUGACAUUAAGGACACAGUAAAUGGUUGGGGUUUCGGCUCUCAGCCUGCCCUCGCCGAAUUGACAGAACCCAUUGGUGGCUUCGACGUGGGUACUGUUUUAGCGUCCGGAAACAGUGCAAGUGACAACGGUACUCGCAUCGACCUUUAUGCGAGCACGGACAAAGGAUUAUCUUGGAAGUUCGUCAGCCACAUCGCGCACGGCGGACGGCCUAACACGACCAAUGGAGCAGACCCGAUCUGGGAACCUUACUUACUCGUUUACAAUCAUUCUCUUGUCUGCUACUACUCGGAUCAGCGGGAUCCUAAACAUGGCCAGAAACUAUCCCACCAAGUGUCAACGGAUCUCAAGACCUGGGAUGCUCCAGUCGAUGACGUGGCAUACGAUGAGUACACGGCGCGUCCUGGCAUGACCGUUGUUACGUUCAUUCCGCCUAUCAACAAGUGGAUCCUUGUGCAUGAGUUCCCGAUCGGUAAUUCGAGCUCCCACGGCUCCCACUACCCUGUCUACUAUCGCCUCGCGGACUCACCUCUCGACUUCCGCCUCUCCGAAGGCCUACCAAUCGUCAUCACGCCCACGUUAGUGCCAAACGCAAGUCCCUAUGUCACAUGGAGCCCGUCCGGAGGACCAAAUGGCACAAUUGUCGUGUCUGAUGCCGACCGACCCCAAGUUUAUACCAACCGCUUCGGAGGACAGCUAGAUAAGUGGGAGAGUCAUAUGACACCAGCAGGGGCCACUUACAGCCGCGCUAUACACGUUCUCCAAAAGUACCCAGACCAUCUUAUGAUCUUUGGCGGGGAGACUUUCGACAAUAUGAACCUCCACCUACACACACCAUUCACAGCAACGGUGGUGAAUUUGACACAAACUCUGUUUAACUAA